Molecule: messenger RNA, 2562 nt
Organism: Gadus chalcogrammus (walleye pollock)
Lineage: Eukaryota; Metazoa; Chordata; Actinopteri; Gadiformes; Gadidae
Gene: rcbtb1
Product: regulator of chromosome condensation (RCC1) and BTB (POZ) domain containing protein 1
Exons: 12
Coding region: 40-1635 (531 amino acids)
Molecular function (GO): protein binding
Source: RefSeq, a predicted model, not a curated record
CCGCCCCCCCGCCCUGGCCGGCCCCGCGGCGCGGGCGCCAUGGUGGACGUCAGCAAGUGGCCGCUGUUCAGCCUGCUGAGCGCCAAGGAGACGGCCGCCGUGAGGCAGGCCUGCGUGUUCGGGAACUCGGCCAACGAGGCGCUCUACGUCACCCAUAGCAACGAGUUUGCGGUGAUAGGUCUGAACUGCAGUAACUGUCUGGGCACCGGGGACAGCCUCAGCACCAUCGCCCCCCGAGCCCUGGACGCCCUGAGGGGCAAGAAGGUGGCCUCCUUCAGCUACGGGAGCGGACCGCACGUCCUGCUGGCUACUGAGAGCGGAGAGCUGUACGCCUGGGGCCACAAUGGCUACAGCCAGCUGGGCAAUGGAACCACCAACCAGUGCGCCUCCCCCGCACUGGUGACCACCAACCUGCAGGGGAAGAGGUUCAAAGAGGUGGCCUGUGGGUCGCACCACUCCCUGGCCCUCACCACCGAUGGAGAGGUGUUUGCCUGGGGCUAUAAUAACUGCGGUCAGGUGGGCUCGGGCUCCACCGCCAACCAGCCCAGCCCCCGGCGCGUGGCGGGCCUCCUGCAGGGCAAGGCGGUGGUGGGCGUGGCCUGCGGACAGACCUCCUCCCUGGCCCUGGUGGACAACGGCGAGCUCUACUCCUGGGGGUACAACGGGAACGGCCAGCUGGGUCUGGGGAACAACGGGAACCAGCUGUCGCCCUGCAGGCUGACCGCGCUGCAGGGGUUGUGUGUACAGCAGGUGGUCGCUGGCUACGCCCACUGCCUGGCCCUGACUGACGAGGGGGCGCUCUACGCCUGGGGGGCCAACACCUGCGGCCAGCUGGGCACCGGCAACAAGAGCAACCAGCACAGCCCGGUGCAGGUCAUGGCCGAGAAGGAGAGGGUGGUGGAGGUCGCAGCGUGUCACUCCACACACACCUCAGCCGCCAAGACGCAGAGUGGACAGGUGUACAUGUGGGGUCAGUGCCGGGGUCAGUCCGUGGUCCUACCCCACCUGACCCACUUCGUCUCCACCGACGACGUGUUCGCCUGCGUCGCCACGCCUGCCGUCAUGUGGAGGCUGCUGUCCCUGGAGACGGAGGACUUCAUGACCCUCAGCCAGGCCCUGGGCCGGGAGUUCGACAGCCCGGAGACUGCCGACCUCAAGUUCAGCGUGGAGGGGAAGUACAUCUACGUCCACAAGGCGGUGCUCAAGAUCAGGUGCGAUCACUUCCGCUCCAUGUUCCAGUCCCACUGGAGCGAGGACCUCCAGGAGGUGAUUGAGAUCGAGCAGUUCUCCUUCCCCGUCUACCGCUCCUUCCUCCACUUCCUGUACACGGACACCGUGGAGCUACCACCGGAGGACGCCAUCGGCCUACUGGACCUGGCCACCUCCUACUGUGAGAACCGUCUGAAGCGUCUCUGUCAGCAGAUCAUCAAGAGAGGGAUCACCGUGGACAACGCCUUCACCCUGCUGUCGGCCGCCGUGCGCUACGACGCUGAGGACCUGGAGGAGUUCUGCUUCCGGUUCUGUGUGAACCACCUGACCCGGGUCACCCAGACGGCCGCCUUCUGGCAGGUGGACGGCGCCAUGCUGAAGGAGUUCAUCUGCAGGGCCAGCCGCUGUGGGGCCUUCAAGAACUGAAGAGGGGCACUCAGGAAUUCAUGGGCCCUCAAGACCUGAGGGGCCCUCAAGACCUUAGGGGCCCUCAAGAACAGAAAAUGGCUCUCAAGACCUGAGGGGUCCUCAAGAAUUGAGGGGUCCUCAAGACCUGAUGGACCCUCAAGUUCUGAGGGGCCCUCAAGAACUGAAGAAUGGGCCUCAAGACCUGAGAGGUCUUCAACACCUGAGGGGCCCUCAAGAACUGAGAAGAACUGAGGGGUCUUCAAGAACUGAGAGGCCCUCAGGUCCUGAGAAGAUCUGAGAGCCCCUCAAUAACUGAGAAGAACUGAGGGGUCUUCAAGACCUGAAGAAGGGGCCUCAAUACCUCAGGGGCCCUCAACUUAGGGGCCAUCAGGAACUGAGGCCUCCUCUCAGAGUCUCCUCACCUGGUCCAGGACCAGAAGAACAGAGAAACUUUCUAAUUAAGUUCUCAUGAAGGUUCCUUUCUUCUGGUCAGGGGUCGUGAGCUCACCAUGGUUUGAAGGUUUGGAUCUCAUGAACCCCCCCUCUAUAAGAAAGAGAUCCUGUCCAUCUUCUGUAGCUUUAAGUAGUUAUGAGUGAACAUUCCCCUCACAGCUAAGUAAAGCUCAUUCCUGAACUCAUUCCUAAACUCAUUCCUAAACUCAUUCCUGAACUCAUUCCUGAACUCAUUCCUGAACUCAUCCCUGAACUCAUCCUUCAACUCAUCCCUGGACUCAUCCCUAAACUCAUUCCCUGAGCCACAUGGUUUCAGAGUAGAGAACCUGCAGACACUGAGGGAUGUUGAACUGACACUGAAGGGUGUUGAACAAACACUGAAGGGUGUUGAACACGCACUGAUGGGUGUUGAACACACACUGAAGGGUGUUGAACAGACACUGAAGGGUGUUGAACACGCACUGAAGGGUGUUGAACACACACUGGAUUUUG